AUGCAUUCGGUCAUCUUCCUUACUUCCCUUCUUGGGCUCUCUGGGUCAGCAAUAUCGGCCAAUACCUUCAACCGACCUCCAUCUGGUGGCAUUAAGGGCGAUUUCCGCGACAAUCCUACCUACAAGGAGGGUGAACGAGUCGAGUUCCUCUGGGAUACGGACCUCGCAUAUGUUGAUGUCGUGAUCUGGCAGAGAUUCCCUCUACCGUCCUCGGCUAACGACGGAGUAACGUAUUUCAAUGAGCCUAUGCUUCCUUUUCCACCCGAGGGAAAGAGCGAAACUGACAAUGAGGCAGAGAACUCAACGAGGAUGAGCUAUGAAUGGACGGCCGUUCUUGGAGGUGCCACCCCUCCUACUGGCGAGAACUCCGUGUUCUGGCUCGCAAUGUACGAUGCUUUAUCAAAUUCUACGAAAGUGACGGCCGAAUCUCACUACUUCAAGGUCUCACGAGCGACGGGAGCGACCGCAACAACGACAACAUCAUCAUUGUUGACGGUGGCCUCAUCAACCAGUGCUGCUGCCAGCGCUGAUGCUUCGAGUGAUUCCGCUACGAAUGACGAUGCAUCGCGAGGCCAAAAGUCCGGAUUGUCUACGGGUGCGAUUGCGGGAAUAGCUGUUGGGUCGACCAUAGCUGGCAUCGCGAUUAUCGCCGCGUGUGCUUUUUUCUUCUGGAGACAUUUACAGGCCAAGAAGCUCGCAGCUGCUCCGGAUACCCCGAUGACAAAGUCGGAACGUCUUCCUGAGCUUGGAGAGUUUGGCGCUGGCAAUUCGGAUGCACAUUCGCAAGCACCACCGCAUUAUCUUCAACAUCAGAACACUCCGCAGUUGAACGAAUUACCUACGCCCACAAGAUAUGAGGCUCCGUAA
This is a messenger RNA of Clonostachys byssicola, 867 nucleotides long. Lineage: Eukaryota; Fungi; Ascomycota; Sordariomycetes; Hypocreales; Bionectriaceae. The record is from the annotation of a GenBank genome assembly.